This is a messenger RNA of Rhinolophus ferrumequinum (greater horseshoe bat), 1445 nucleotides long. RefSeq names its product dehydrogenase/reductase 1 (gene DHRS1). The record is from RefSeq and is a predicted model, not a curated record. The transcript has 9 exons. The coding region runs from base 245 to 1186 and encodes 313 amino acids. Lineage: Eukaryota; Metazoa; Chordata; Mammalia; Chiroptera; Rhinolophidae.
GGCCUCGCCCGGAACCUCUCCGUACCUGGCGUGACCUCAGACUUUUCUUUUUUCUACGUCGCUCGCUGAAACCCGGCCAGAACGCCGACUUGCACCCCGCUCAUACGUAUUUAAGUCGUAGUCACCUCGUCCGGCUCCUGCGGUCGGAAUCAAAGUUCGCGAUUCCAAGAACUUUGCGAGUGAAGUGGCAUGAGGACUCCAGAGGCUGCUUAGGUGACAGAUUUUACCCCUUUGUUUGUGAGUCAUGGCAGCUCCCAUGAAGGGCCAAGUGUGUGUGGUGACUGGUGCUUCCAGGGGUAUUGGCCGCGGCAUCGCCUUGCAGCUCUGUCAAGCAGGUGCCACAGUUUACAUCACUGGCCGACAUCUGGACACGCUGCGGGUCACUGCUCAGGAGGCUCAAUCCCGAGGGGGCCGGUGUGUGCCUGUGGUGUGUGAUUCAAGCCAGGAGAGUGAAGUGCAAAGCCUAUUUGAGCAGGUGGAUCGAGAACAGCAUGGGCGUCUGGAUGUGCUAGUCAAUAAUGCCUAUGCUGGGGUCCAGGCAAUCAUGGACAACACUAAGAAGGCAUUCUGGGAAACCCCUGCCUCCAUUUGGGAUGAUAUCAAUGAUGUCGGACUCAGAGGCCACUACUUCUGCUCGGUGUAUGGGGCACGGCUGAUGGUACCAGCUGGCCGGGGGCUCAUCGUGAUCAUCUCCUCCGCUGGGGGGCUGCAGUAUUUAUUCAACGUCCCUUACGGCGUGGGCAAAGCUGCGUGCGACAGGUUGGCUGCUGACUGUGCCCAGGAGCUGCGGCAGCACGGGGUCAGCUACGUGUCUCUGUGGCCAGGGCUGGUGCAGACAGAACUGCUAACGGACUAUAUGAAGAAGAAUGACAAUGCUGAGGAUCCCCAGAUUAAACAGCUCAGAUUGCAUUUCCCAUCCGGGGAGACCACAGAAAUGAGUGGCAGAUGUGUGGUGGCUUUGGCAACAGACCCCAAAAUCCUGAGCCUGAGCGGGAAGGUGCUGCCAUCCUGUGACCUUGCUCGACGCUAUGGCCUUCAGGAUGUGGAUGGCCGCCCUGUCCAAGACUAUUUGUCUUUGAGCUCCGUUCUCUCCCGCACCUCUAACCUGGGCUGGCUGGCCCCCUACAUGCCUGGUUUCCUCCGUAUGCCCAAAUGGAUUAUGACCCUGUACACUGGCAAGUUCUAACACUUCUGGCCUGACGUCACCCCUCUGUUUGUCUUUUGGGCUGGGUGGUUGGGCCUAUCUCAGUGGAAUGAGACAGCUUUUCCUGCCUCCCGCAUACCCUUGAUACAAAGAGAAGGCCUCAACUGUGUGUCCUUGGUGAGCCCUGGGGGCACUAUAGGUCCUUCUUUGUGCCUUGGUUUUCCUUGCUCCCUACAUUUUACUUUUUGUGUUACUAUUGAAAAAUGUUCUGAGUACUAAUAAAGGUCUUAUUUCUCCUUCA